CCGUUUGUCCGUCCUAUGGGGCUUGAGAACUACGACGUCAUCGCUCUCCAAGCUCAUGUCGCUGUCGUUCGACCAACCCAUCGUUAACAGUCAUGCCUAGAGACGACUUGUCCAUCGACUUCGUCAAGAGGAUGCCUCAGACCGAGCCCCUCGACCCAGGCCUGAUCCUGGACGACUGGAUCAAUCGCGUCCAGAACCUUCCCGAGGAGAUCCGAUUCAUCCAGGAGGAGAUUUCCGACAAGGAUCGCCAGUAUGCCGAAUGUAUUCGCAUGGUCGAGGAUCGCGACGGCAAGAUCCAGAAAUGGAUCAAAACCAAUGGCAGCCACGAACCAAACCCUAAAGAGGAUUUGCUACGCGCGCAGGUUCGCGAGAAUUAUGCGAAAGCCGACCAACUAUCCCAGGACAAGAUGACCCUGAUGCAGAAGCUGCAAGUCAUAAUGGACAAGCACCUCCGCAGCCUCGAUAUCCAGGUUAAGCUCCUCUACGACCGGGCUGAGCCUGGCUUCACCGAUCCUGACGAAGUGCCCUCGUUGCUCAGAGCUAGCGCCGCCAACCAAACCGUUCCCAACAUCCGCUCCCUCAACUUGACGAGCACAAUCACCACGGCCGGCCCAGCUGCUGUGCCCCUAACGACAGUCCCAACAUCGUCCAACCCCGCCAUGGCUCGACUCCCUAGCCACCCGAACGUUCGACACGCCCAAGGCCAACCGCAUCCCUCAUCCGCCCCUGCUACUCCGGCAGCCAGCAUGAUCCUCAACAGACAACGCGAAAGCUCUGCAGGGCCCAUAACGAAACGGGGACCUCGCGCCAACCCAGCCCUAGGCAGCAUUCCCGUCACAUCCAGCGGUCUAGCAAGACAUGCGUCAUUGGGACCAGGCACUCCUAAGGGAAGUGCUCCCAAUGGACCGGGCUCUCUUACCAGAGCUGGGAGUGCUGGUCCAAGAUCGAGUUCAGUCAAGUCGACAGGAAUGGCCGUCGGCCGUCGAGGCACCCCGACUGCUGGUUCACGGAAGAAGCCAAUCAACAAGUCUUCGCUGUCGCGAGUCAAGAAGGCAUCCAAUAGAAACUCGCCCGCGCCGACCGCCGAUAGCGAGCUCUCUGACCCAGAAAGCGGCAGUGGAGAUGACGAAGAUGGCGGCGACGGACGAUCCAGGGGGACGCCCGCUGCGGAUGGCAAAGACGGGGACGGGGAUGACGUGCUAGGCGACGCUGAUGAUGACGACGACGAUGGAGGCGACGAUAAAAAGUACUGCCUUUGUCAUAACGUGAGCUACGGCGACAUGGUUGCCUGCGACAAUGACAAUUGUCCCUAUGAGUGGUUCCACUGGUCGUGUGUUGGACUUAAGAGCGAACCGAACGGUACAUGGUACUGUCCAGUCUGUACCGAGAAGUUUCAAAAGAAAAGCAUCAAGUAGCUUUGAGGAGUUGAAG
Messenger RNA from Ilyonectria robusta, 1431 nucleotides. Its product is annotated as inhibitor of growth proteins N-terminal histone-binding-domain-containing protein. Gene Ontology annotation, cellular component: Rpd3L-Expanded complex; Rpd3L complex; nucleus. Gene Ontology annotation, biological process: regulation of DNA-templated transcription. Bases 93 to 1415 code for a protein of 440 amino acids. The record is from RefSeq and is a predicted model, not a curated record. Lineage: Eukaryota; Fungi; Ascomycota; Sordariomycetes; Hypocreales; Nectriaceae. The transcript has a single exon.